This is a messenger RNA of Ooceraea biroi (clonal raider ant), 1306 nucleotides long. Its product is annotated as inosine-uridine preferring nucleoside hydrolase. NCBI's taxonomy places the organism in Eukaryota, Metazoa, Arthropoda, Insecta, Hymenoptera, Formicidae. The record is from RefSeq and is a predicted model, not a curated record. Gene Ontology annotation, molecular function: hydrolase activity, hydrolyzing N-glycosyl compounds.
UAUUAAUUUUUAUAACUAAAUAUUUUUAUUAAUUAUAUUUAAUAUAACAUAUAUCACAAAAUAUUAAUUUUAUCUGUUGCAUCUGUAUCAGAUCUUUAUCUGUUGUAUCUGUAACUGAGGGAAAUGGCUAUAAUUCAUACUAUAUGUAUGAUCGCAGUACUGGCGUAUCUACUUUAUCUUGCCUCUAGAUCCCACCCUACUACGCCAAGAAAGAUGAUAAUAGAUACGGACGCUGGAGGAGAUGAUGCUUUAGCAAUAAUGUUAGCUCUCAUGUAUGAAGCAAAGACCCAUGAUAUUGAAAUUUUAGCUAUAACUACCACGUACGGUAAUACAUAUUUAAAAAACGUGGAGCAAAACGUAUUAAAAAUUUUAACAAUUGCCAAUAGAAGCGAUAUACCUGUCUAUGGUGGAGCUGAAAAACCAUUAGUAAAUUCAUAUAAAUCUGACAAUUAUUUUGGUUUUGACGGAUUUGGCGAUUUUAAUUUUACCAAGGAAAUUACUGCAAAAGUGCAAACAAAAAACGCUUCUGUAUUGCUUGCAGAUUUAGUAAAGCAGUAUCCAAAUGAAAUAAUUUUAGUGAGCCUUGCGCCAUUGACCAAUAUUGCAUUGGCAACUUUAUCAGAACCUUGUUUUUUACAUCUUCUAAAGCAACAUAUUAUAAUGGGAUCAAAUAUCGAGAAAGAUUCAGAUAAAUUAAAUCAAUCGGAUCAGAUUGAAUUUAAUUUCAAACAAGAUCCAGAAAGUAACUGGAUUGUGUUAAAUAAUACCAACAAACCUAGCACCAUAGUUCCAAUAAACGCAAUACGUGCUAAUCCUAUCACAAAGGAGGAGUACAGAUACAUUUAUAGUCGACUUGACGAGUCUAUAGCAAACUUUUUGUAUCUAGCUGAAAGACUAGGUUUAGAAAAAACAGAAACAUGGGAACCAUCAGAUGGCAUUGCUAUGGCAAUUGCAUUACGACCAGAAAUAAUAACGGAAUCGUUCGAAACUAACUUGAAACCAAUAGUGGAAGGUGAUAGGAGAGGUGCAGUUGAGAUCGAUUACGAAAACGCUGUGCAUAAUGCCGUACUUAUAGAGAAUUUUAAUGUGACCAUCUUCAAAAAUUUAUUAUUCGAAUAUCUUUCUUAACAACGUUGAAAAAAUGAAUUCUAGAUUUAUUAUUAUGUUAUUCCAAAUUAAUUUUUAAUUUCGUAGUAUUUAUAUACAUAUAGUAGUAUAUAUGUAUUAAAUAUUCUAAUAUAUAUAUUAUAUGUACACACAACAUACACACUCAAGCAUGCACACCCAAGAAAUUGAAUACUUACAU